GCAAAAGAAGAAGGUUAGGUUAUGCUAGUGGGAAAGAAUAUAAGAAAACGAACGGUGGUGAUAGGCCUCAGUCUUCGAUCUCAGCGUCUCCUCCUUACUUUCUUCUCCAGCGUCCGAUUCCUCUCUCUCCACUCUCACCGAUCUCAUCUCACUCACUCGCUCUCUCUCGCGCCAAAUACAAAUUCACAGAUUAGGGUUCCGUCCACCACCAUGUCCGACGGUCCAACCAGUCCAGGCGCCGGCGGCAGCCACGACAGCGGCGGCGACCACAGCCCUCGCUCCAACAUCCGCGAACAAGACAGGUACCUUCCAAUCGCCAACAUCAGCCGCAUCAUGAAGAAAGCUCUCCCCGCCAAUGGCAAAAUCGCCAAAGACGCAAAGGAGACUGUUCAAGAGUGCGUCUCCGAAUUCAUCAGCUUCAUCACCAGCGAGGCCUCUGAUAAGUGUCAGCGAGAGAAGAGGAAGACGAUUAACGGUGACGAUUUGCUCUGGGCGAUGGCGACGCUCGGUUUCGAGGAUUAUAUUGAUCCCCUUAAGAUUUACCUCACCAGAUACAGAGAGAUGGAGGGUGAUACUAAGGGUUCAGGAGCAAAAGGUGGAGAUUCAUCUGCCAAGAAAGAUGUUCAGCCGAGUCCUAAUGCUCAGCUUGCUCAUCAGGGUUCUUUCUCACAGAGUGUUAGUUACACGAAUUCUCAGGGUCAACAUAUGAUGGUCCAAAUGCAAGGCCCAGAGUAAGCAAUAAAUCUCUUGUCCCUCCUCCAGUGGUAAUCACGUGUGUUCUUAAUGCCCGGUGGAGCUUUAGUAAGUUAUUUCAGCAUACUGAAUGUGUAUUUUAUGAUAUGUGAAUACCGCCAUAGGAGACGUUGGUUCUUGAUUCCAGACAUUUUUCUUUUUCUAAAUUAAGGUUUGUAUAUCACGAGUAGAAUUAUUGUUUCCAAGUUAUAUUGUAAAUCUUGGAGCCUUGUUUGACUUAAGGUUUUAGGUUAUUGAUUGUAAGAAGCAUAAAUUGGUAUAUUCUUUCCCUUGUGUGGAUGUACAAUAAUGGACGAAGCUGGUUUAAGUGUCCGAAA
Messenger RNA from Lotus japonicus, 1070 nucleotides. RefSeq names its product nuclear transcription factor Y subunit B-10-like. Gene Ontology annotation, molecular function: protein heterodimerization activity; DNA-binding transcription activator activity, RNA polymerase II-specific; RNA polymerase II cis-regulatory region sequence-specific DNA binding. The record is from RefSeq and is a predicted model, not a curated record. NCBI's taxonomy places the organism in Eukaryota, Viridiplantae, Streptophyta, Magnoliopsida, Fabales, Fabaceae. Bases 22 to 735 code for a protein of 237 amino acids. Gene Ontology annotation, cellular component: nucleus; CCAAT-binding factor complex. The transcript has 7 exons. Gene Ontology annotation, biological process: regulation of transcription by RNA polymerase II.